This is a messenger RNA of Aspergillus candidus, 1188 nucleotides long. RefSeq lists its product as uncharacterized. Bases 205 to 1188 code for a protein of 327 amino acids. The record is from RefSeq and is a predicted model, not a curated record. NCBI's taxonomy places the organism in Eukaryota, Fungi, Ascomycota, Eurotiomycetes, Eurotiales, Aspergillaceae. The transcript has a single exon.
CAGCUGACAGCUCGAACAAAGGCAGAAGCUAAAAAAAGGGAUUGCAGAGAUCCGAAACAGGCACAGCCACCAAGGCGUGUGACGGAUAUUGUCCCGCAUCGCAUGCGCCGAGUUGGGGGCCAAUCUGACCAGCUAUAACAACACCCCAUCAUCCUGCCUUCUGCUUCACUAACUCUCACAUUCUGACUCUGCGUUGUAAUCACCAUGCAUCUGCGACUGUUCUUCGGGGCAGCCGUCCUCCUAGGCGCGGACGCCGCCGCACACCGUCCCUUUCUACCCCCCACCGAAUUGCCCAGCCCUCGCCCAUCUCCAGGCCUCUUCGGCGACUCCAUCGACCAAGACAAACUACGCCCCCACCUAGCUGAUCCAGAAUGGACAUCCACCGUAUCCAAACACCACGGCGACCCCGCCAUGAGGUCCUAUACGCAGCGCUUCCUCGCCCAGCUGCGCAACGCCACCAUCGCAACCCGCGACAGCCCCACAGUCCAUCGCCUCUGGGACGGACCUAGCACGAUCGGACUGCUCGACCUGACGGACUCCACCGUCGUCAUCUUCCUCUCGGACGACGAGAUCCACAUCUCCUACCUCGAGCGACGCUCGUCCAGCGCGCAAUUCUCCAACCGCGCGACCCGACCAUCGGCCGCCGAACAGUUCCAGGCCCGGCUCGUGCGCCCCGACACGACGCAACUGCUCCACCCGUCCGCCGCUGACGGAGCGACCACCGCCCCCGAAGUAAUCCUCGUGACGCCGUAUGCACCCGGCACACGCGACCACUUCAAACACCCGACGCAGAUCCGGCAGCUACAAGACGACCUGCAGGGGAUCGUCGGAGGCGACAGCCAGGUUGGCCCCACCGUAGUGGGCUAUACCCCAGACGCCAACGAGGAGGGGUAUGUGGCGCCGACACACGGCAAAGUCCUCAUUUCAUACAACCUCAUUCACCACCUGGAGUGGUCGGAGGAAGAAAAACGCGACCACAUCUACUCAAGCGUGGACAUCUGGACCGGGGACGCCGCGCGACCGGUGCACUCGCGGGUAUGGAGGGCGCCAAACCAACGCCAGGGCCAGAGGCCGGCUUUCGAGCGGGGCGGACGACCGGAUGAGGCGGAGGGCCGUCACGCGCCGUUGGAUCUCAAUCGGCUGAAUCUGAAUCUGCAAGAGGAGUCGUCGCUGGCGUACCUUACUUGA